Molecule: messenger RNA, 1070 nt
Organism: Paraglomus occultum
Lineage: Eukaryota; Fungi; Glomeromycota; Glomeromycetes; Paraglomerales; Paraglomeraceae
Source: the annotation of a GenBank genome assembly
GAAAGACUAGCCUUUGUCUGGCUUUGGCGCAUUUGUUUGGAUUUGGUCAUGUUCAAAACGAUAACAUUACCGGAAAGGAGACGAGAUCAAAAUUUCAUAAAGCAAUCUUGACAGAGUUUGAGACAAAGGAGGUUGUCAUAGCGGACAGGAAUAAUCACGUUAUUAAAUUGAGAGAAACGCUCAUCGAUGCAGUGCGAGUACGGUAUCCAAACGUUCACAUUAUUGCAAUCACCUGGAAAUACCCUUCAAAAGACGAAGUUUUCCAGAUAACUGUUGAAAGAGUCCGGAACCGGGGCAAAAAUCACCAGUCCCUUACAACAGAUAAUGUAGGAUAUGAGAAAAUUAUCAAAAGUUUCUUAAAUACAUUCCAACCGAUAAAUACUGACAAGAGACCCGACAACCUGGUCGAAGAUGUUAUAGAAGUUGAGAUUACAUCAGAUAUAAAGACAAGUCUACUAACGGUUAUAGAUAAAUUGAAACCUUUACUUGACGUAAAGAAACCAGGCGACGAUGAAUUGGAAAACGUAUUGGAAGCUGUCACAAGUUAUAAGCCAUCUAUUAAGAAGGCGAUCAAAAAGGCAAAACCGUUUUAUUAUGCGAUUCCAAUCCGAGAUGAUCUAGAGGACGUUAUUAGGGAGUAUUUCUCGACACACCCGAACGCCGAUUCUAAAUUGUUUAACGAUCUGGUUAAAUCUGACCGCAUUUUCAAGAAUCUUCACGUAACUCUUUGCCACAGGGAGGAUGUAAAGGCCAAUCAAUCAUUGAGAACUCAAUGGAACCGCUUGAAUAAUCUGGUUAACACUGAGGUGCAGAUCACCUUGGAUAAGUUGGUCUUUGACUCUGAAGUUAUGGCGCUUACCGUUAAAGAUAUCUCUCCUAAUAGUAUCCCAUGUGUAAACAAGUAUCCCCACAUAACGGUUGGAACUAUUAGUCCUGAAGUCAAACCGUUCAAAGCCCUUAAAUUGUUGGAAAAGGCUUUUGAUAUGAGAUCAGAGGGGGUUACCGUAAUAGAUUUGCAAGAUCGACCUUUAACAUUGGAAGGACAUGUUCAGGGAGUAUACAACGUAUAG